Messenger RNA from Galendromus occidentalis (western predatory mite), 1170 nucleotides. RefSeq names its product MIF4G domain-containing protein A. The record is from RefSeq and is a predicted model, not a curated record. Lineage: Eukaryota; Metazoa; Arthropoda; Arachnida; Mesostigmata; Phytoseiidae. The coding region runs from base 1 to 1170 and encodes 389 amino acids. Gene Ontology annotation, cellular component: cytosol. Gene Ontology annotation, biological process: regulation of translational initiation. Gene Ontology annotation, molecular function: translation activator activity; protein binding; RNA binding. The transcript has 7 exons.
AUGCACGGCAGCGUAAGCGGAGGUGGUGGUGGAGGCAACGAAAGCGGAAAAAUACGCCGAUCUGCAACUGCAGCUAACGCCUCGAAAAUGCAGCAACGAGGGAGACCCAGCAUCGAAAUAUAUCGACCGCCUGGUGUUCGUGAGGAGCCGUUGAACAACACUAAGAGCGUUCCCCAAGCGGCUUCAUUCACGCAGUCGUACGUCGAUGCAAUGACAGCCUACCUGGCAGAUCAAGCGAGCGGUGCUGGAGCCGAAGUGGCUGCUCAGCUCCAUGCCCGAAGCCACUUUUCCACGGGAGCUGUUUCCGUCGGCACCCAUAAUGGCGGUGGCACGACCAUCGGCGUGGGCGUCAAGUCGGUGCACUUCUCCCCUUCAAAGAGCUCAAACUCUCUGAAGAGGUCGAAGAGCUUCGCCGCCCAAACGAACCAAGGAAGCGGCCACGGACACAGCCACCACACCCAACAACAGCAGGUGCUCAGCCAGGCUAUCCAGGCGCAGGACGAAAACGGUCACUCCAGCGCGGCUCUUAACGACCCUUUAGUAAAAAAAGCCCUCAGUGAUCCGAAUAUGUUGACUUUGAUGCAGAUAAUGGAAGUGGUUCGAUCGAUCUGUGGGAAAGCCACUGAGGGAAUUCAGCAUGCUGGCCCGUCUGCUCAGCUUUGCCUUUCAAUAAUCGAGAAGGAAAACGGAGUUACGUUCUUGGAGAGUUUGUUGAACAGUUGUCGUGAAUGGUAUAACGACAGGGACAAGCUCCUCAGGUCGCCUCAGGAAGGUUCUGCGAUACCGAAACGGUGGACUGCCUACGUGACGUUCGUCGCCGAACUCUAUUAUCGACUACGUCCCCAACGCCUUAUCACGCCGAGGGCGGUGACGUUAUGUACGCUAUUGUACGACUGCCUCGAGUUGCUGCUAAAGCCGACCUCGCUCAAGAACCCGACUGAACUUGAAUGUCUCCGAACUGUUCUGUCGGUCGUCGGUAAACAAAUCGAUGCUGACGCACCACAGAGAAUGAACAAUCUCGUGAAUCACAUGCGCGAUUCUUUCCUCGGAACCAUCUCAGCUAAUAACCAGCAGAUGCGAAAAAGUAUACUCGAAUUGAUCGAGCUCCGGGCCUCCUCCUGGCAAUUCGACCUCCAACAAUCCAUGUACUACUUUCCCUACACCAAAUAG